CAACUCUUUUUCUACUCUAUCAAAGAGAAAAACACACACAAAAAAAACACAAAAUAAAAUCAGGGGCGACUUUGAUCUCAAAGAACAUAAUAGUGCAACAAUGGCAAGAAAGUUGAGUACUUUAGUUGUUUUUGGUGCAAUUUUAUUUGCUUUAUUACAACAUGUUUCAAUGGCACAACAAACUCAUGUUGUUGGUGAUGCUCUGGCUUGGACCGUUCCUAAUGGUGGCGCCACCGCUUAUUCCGCCUGGGCCGCCCGGAAAACCUUUACCGCCGGCGACACUCUUGUUUUUAACUUUACAACUGGAUUGCAUAGUGUGGCUGAAGUGUCAAAGGCAGCUUUUGAUUCAUGCAAUAUUUCAAGUCCAAUUUCAAUUUCCACUAAUGGCCCAACAAACAUUACAUUGAGAUCUGUUGGAUCACAUUACUACCUUUGUACAUUUCCAAGUCAUUGUACCUUGGGCCAGAAAUUGGCUAUCAAUGUCUCCGGCUCCGGCUCACCCGCUCCUCAGCCAGCCCCCGCCAGGCCCUCCACUCCUCCGACUGCCACUCCGGUGACGUCUCCUUCAGCAAGCCCAUCCACAGCUCCAGCCCCAUCGGUCGCUCCAGCAACGGCACCUGGACCUGCUAGUGUAGCCCAAACUUAUAUUGUUGGAGAUAACAUGGGCUGGACUGUUCCUAGUGGCCCAACUUCUUAUCAAAGAUGGGCUAAUGGCAAAUCCUUCAAAGUUGGAGAUACUCUUGUUUUCAAUUUUGUGAAUGGGACACACAAUGUCGCAAUGGUUAGCAAGGCAUCUUAUGACUCAUGUAACACAACUUCUCCCAUAAACACAAUUAGCAGUGGUCCAGCCAGAAUUACACUUACAAAUUCUGGUGAACAUUACUACAUGUGUACAUUCCCUAGACACUGCUCAUUAGGUCAAAAAUUAGCCAUCAAUGUCACCGGCACGGACGCGACCGCCCCCACGCCUUCCACCACCGCAGCUACGCCAUCCAGCUCCACCGUCCCAUCGACCGAUUCUCCGGCCACUUCACCACCAGCACCAAGUGCCUCAGCUCCAUCUUUGGUUAUUGCUGCUUUGCCAGUCACUUUCUUGUCAUUUGCCUUACUUAGGUUGUUGAAUUAGAGAGUACUAUACUAUAUUGCUUGAUUUUAUGUAAUUUUUCUAUAGGUUCCCUUUUUGUUUUUUUUUAAAUACGGAUUUAACAUUAUUGUUGUUGCACCAAUAAAGUUGAUUUUUUUGAAUUCAA
This is a messenger RNA of Solanum dulcamara, 1250 nucleotides long. Its product is annotated as blue copper protein-like. The transcript is spliced from 3 exons. The record is from RefSeq and is a predicted model, not a curated record. Gene Ontology annotation, cellular component: plasma membrane. Bases 101 to 1126 code for a protein of 341 amino acids. Gene Ontology annotation, molecular function: electron transfer activity. Lineage: Eukaryota; Viridiplantae; Streptophyta; Magnoliopsida; Solanales; Solanaceae.